CAUGAAGGCAAUAUAGUAAUUUUAUCGAAAUAGUAGAUCGAUAGGAGAUUGAUUAGAUAUGCUUUAUUGAAAACCGCUGGAUCUUACAAUUCUACAGCAGUACAGUGUUUUGCGUGGUCGAUAUGGCACCUUGUCUGGAUCUACCCUAUGAAAUAUGGGACGUGACGAAAGAGGAAGAUAAAAUGAUUAAGAAAUGCCUAUUAGGAUACACGAAACCGUUCGUGAAAUGUGGCAAGAAGGGGUAUGUGAUGCCGGGCGCGUUCAGGAAUCACGCGGAGGCCAUAUACAACCUUAAAGUCCGACCGGACGAUAUCUGGGUGAUCACGUUUCCAAGAUCAGGUACGACAUGGACACAAGAAAUGGUUUGGUUGAUUGAAAACGAUUUGGACUUCGAAACAGCUAAAGAAAAACCUCUCUAUGAACGAUUCCCUAUGUUAGAAUUAACUGCACAGAUACCAGAGCUAGCGUUUCAACUCAUCAAGAAUAAUUUCAUGAAUCUGAAGAAUUUUCAAGGUUUGAAUCAAGCAACCAAAGUUUCAAGUUGGAAGACGAUUGAGGAUGCACCUUCUCCUCGAUUGAUUAAAACUCACUUGCCCCUGUCUAUGCUGCCCCCAAAUCUAUUGAGCACUGCUAAAGUCAUAUACGUAGCUAGAGAUCCAAGGGAUGUUGCUGUUUCGUAUUAUUAUUUGCACAAAAUGGUUGGCAAUAGUUUUGUGAGGACUACGUUCCAAAAUUUCUGGGAAGCAUUCAGGAGGGAUUUGCUGCCUUGGACUCCAAUAAUCGAGCACACGAAUGAGGCUUGGAAGCAGCGCCAUAAUGAAAAUCUCCAUUUUAUUUUUUACGAAGAAAUGAUAAAAGAUUUACCGAAGAUAAUUCAUGACGUGAGCAAGUUCCUAAACCGAGAUUUGGCUGAGAAAGAAGUAAAUAUAUUGGCGGAUCAUCUCAGCUUCGACAACUUAAGAAAAAACAAAACAGUUAAUAACAGUACAAGUGACAAUGGCGAAGUUCAGUUCAUACGAAAAGGUGAAGCUGGAGGCUGGAGGACGCACUUCGAUGCUAAGAUGGAGAUGGAAGCCGAGGAAUUCAUAACCUCAAGACUACGCGGUCUCGAUAUAAAAUACCCUUCAAUCAGCAGCGAUAAAGAGGGCUGUUCACAUUAUUAGACAAACUUUACUUAGUUAUUAAGAAAUUCAGCUCAAACCCUUCUAACUAUAUAUUAAAUAUUAUUUAAUACAUACAAUAGUAUUUAUGUUUGUAUAAAUCCAAAGUUGAUUUCGAUUGACAUGCCAUUAAUUUAUUUUUCAAUAUUUUUAUAUUUACAACUCGCUACGGGUCCCGGCUUUGCACGAGUAGCAUAAGGGGCCAACAUAUAACGUAUUAUCGUAAUACAAAAUACUAAUGGGUUAGGCCACGUAUGCCAUUAAAACUACGUCAACUAUAGCCAUCGUCAUCUUCAUAUUUCCACAAAACCUCUAGCAAAAACCGUUCAUCAUGAUUCACUUGGUUUGAUAGACGACGUACAUACGUGGCGGGGUGCCUUUAUUUCUAAUAUGUAUAGCCUAUUCCAAUGAAAGUAGGAAUAAAGAUAAACAAACCUUAGAUUUACUUAUUUCAUGCGAUUUGCUAAUAACUCGGCUACAUUGUGCACUACUCAGAAUUUAUGAUUAAUAUAUUUUUAUUUAUAAUACAACACUAUUACACUUAAGAACUCACUUCCACUUUAAUUUUUUUUCUAAAAUCCCGAUAAUAGUUUCGUCGACGACGAAAAAUCAUAGUGAACUCCAUGGAUUAAUCAAGCUCUCGACCAAUUGUAUCGCGUCAAUUUGCUGUCAAAUGUUGUUUAUUUGGCUUUUUUCCACUUAUGGAUGGAAUAGAGUAUAAUUAUGUUACUUUAUUAUUAAACACAUAAUGUAUUUAUGUAAAGAUUUAGUUCCUAAAAUGACGCCGAUUUGAAUCGUUGCAACCAAUCCUAUUGCUGUUUAGUUUAUGAAUCUCUAAAAUACUGAGCAGUUUUAUAUAGUAAUGUGUAGAUUUAUUAUUUUGAUAAUUAAUGUAAAUAAAUAAUGUAUAUAAGCUAAGGCGUAUGCUGUGUGUAUGUAUAUUGA
Vanessa tameamea is the source of this 2105-nucleotide messenger RNA. It is a transcript of the gene Sult, whose product is annotated as sulfotransferase 1C4-like. Gene Ontology annotation, cellular component: cytoplasm. The record is from RefSeq and is a predicted model, not a curated record. Gene Ontology annotation, molecular function: sulfotransferase activity. Gene Ontology annotation, biological process: sulfation. Bases 123 to 1163 code for a protein of 346 amino acids. The transcript has 7 exons. NCBI's taxonomy places the organism in Eukaryota, Metazoa, Arthropoda, Insecta, Lepidoptera, Nymphalidae.